This is a messenger RNA of Arachis duranensis, 1313 nucleotides long. RefSeq lists its product as uncharacterized. Gene Ontology annotation, cellular component: chloroplast. The transcript is spliced from 2 exons. The coding region runs from base 159 to 1076 and encodes 305 amino acids. NCBI's taxonomy places the organism in Eukaryota, Viridiplantae, Streptophyta, Magnoliopsida, Fabales, Fabaceae. The record is from RefSeq and is a predicted model, not a curated record.
GGCACCACAGUCUGUACUCUAUAGUCUAUAGUCUAUAGAGUAUUCGAAAUUUCGAACCGUUCUGAGGUUGUGAUUUAAAGUUAUUGAAUAGAACAUCUUAUCUGGAUACAGCUUACUUGAGUUGAGAUUUCAGAGUUCAGACAACCUCUUCCAAUGCAAUGGCAUCUUUAUCCUUUCUUAAUUCUAAUUAUUUCCAUUCUAUCCAAAUGUCCAAGCCAUCGUCAUCAUCGUUAACAUGCAUCCACUCCUCACUCUCUUCCCCAAACCCUCCCAACUCAAAGGAUGAGGCCAUACAACAAGCAAAAACAUCCAUUUCAACAACCUUGGAGAAGCCCCUCAACAACUCCUCAAAACUAAUUGGCAAGUACAAGAAACUCAAGCAACCCAAAUUCAGGGUUGAGAUUCCACUCAUUGAUGGCUCACCAGAUUCCAUUUCCCAACUCGCCCUUGAUGUUUUUGGGGACAUACCCAUCAAGAGAAAAGGUUCUCCCAUUAAGGUUUUGGUUCUGUGGCCUAACCCUAGAUUGAGAGAAGCUGCAAAUGCUGCUUUUAAGUCCCAAUCAGAUACCAAAGUUGAACACUUUGACAUUCCCUCACUUCAGAACAGUGACCCCAGAAUCUUGAAUUCUGCUGAUGUGGCAGUGUUCUUUGUGCCAGAGGUUUCACAGUUGGACCUGGUUAGAACAGUGAGUGAUGCAUUUAACCCUAGGCCUGUGGUUAUGUUCAAUCCAAAAUGGGCAUUUGAGGAAGAGGGUAACUUUGAUGAUGAUUUAUCUGGGUUUGUGAAUUCCUUUGAAGUGGUUUAUUGUUUCAUGGGGUUAGAGGUGAGGGGUUUGUUGAGCAAGAGAAAAGGUGUGGUUUUUAGGUGUGUGAGAGAUGGGGUUGUGAGUGGUGAGAAGUGGAAUGUGUUUGUGGAAGAAGGGGAAGAAAUGAAGCUGGUUUCAACACUCAAGGCCAGGCCAACCAUUGUUGAAGUUGAGAAUGUGUUGUACAAUGUGAUGGCGAUGAAUUCGCCGAUAACCAAGUCGGCGAAGUUCAUUAAGGGGUUGGUAUCCAAUGUGACAGGAAGAAAAUAGUGAGGAAGGAAGGAUUAAGGAUUGGUCUUCAAAUUUGGGAUAGUUUGUUUGAGAUAUGGUGAACAACGAGUAGAACAUGUUUGUGAAUUUGUCUCAGUGAAUAUAGUUGUGGAAAAGCUAUGUCUAGCCAUGGCUUCGCCCUGCCAUUGAAAUGGAUGACACCGGCACUCUCAGCAUCAGCAAAACUUGUGUCUUCUUGAUAUCCCAAUCCCAGCAUAUGCCAGAAAGGAUCAAUAA